AUGCUCCCUGCAUCCUUGCGUGCAACAAAGCGGCUUCUGCCACACGGGCUUCCUCUGAAGGCUCGCUCCUAUCGCCUUCAAUUGCCGAAGCUUCAGCAGUGUCAUGUGCACCCUGAUGCUGCUGCUCUGAGCACCACGAUGCUGAUGCCCACAGAGGAAUCGAACCCGUCCUGCCACAGCUGGCUCUCUCCCAUCCUUCCCUCCACAAACCAGAGCGAGCAGCAGGAGGGUGCAGGUCCCUCCAAAUCCCCGGCGCUCUCCCACUGGUGGCAGAGGAGAAGCGUGUCGUCCACUUUCAUCACACAAAUGCUGACAGGUGGUGCUUCUGCUGGUGCUGUAGGUGCUGGUGGAGGUGCUGCUGCUGCUGCUGCUGCUGGUGUUGGUGCUGGUGCUGUUGGUGCUGGUGGCGGUGCUGCUGCUGCUGCUGCUGCUGCUGCUGCUGCUGCUGCUGCUGCUGCUGCUGCUGCUGCUGCUGCUGCUGCUGCUGCUGCUGCUGCUGCUGCUGCUGCUGCUGCUGCUGCUGCUGCUGCUGCUGGUGUUGGUGUUGGUGCUGUUGCUGUUGGUGGUGCUGCUGCAUGA
This is a messenger RNA of Closterium sp. Naga37s-1, 579 nucleotides long. Lineage: Eukaryota; Viridiplantae; Streptophyta; Zygnematophyceae; Desmidiales; Closteriaceae. The record is from the annotation of a GenBank genome assembly.